Molecule: messenger RNA, 4117 nt
Organism: Exaiptasia diaphana
Lineage: Eukaryota; Metazoa; Cnidaria; Anthozoa; Actiniaria; Aiptasiidae
Product: unconventional myosin-VIIa
Exons: 26
Coding region: 299-3379 (1026 amino acids)
Biological process (GO): actin filament organization; vesicle transport along actin filament
Cellular component (GO): actin cytoskeleton; myosin complex; vesicle
Molecular function (GO): ATP binding; microfilament motor activity; actin filament binding
Source: RefSeq, a predicted model, not a curated record
CUGACGUAAAACUCCAUGACACUCCAUAAACUCUCGUYUUUAUCAGKGAUUUGMCGUCUUCUUGCUCGAUUAAGGCACUAUUUCCUUAAUGSACUUACUCAGUGAAGCAUUUUUUUYGCUYUUUAAUCAGCUGKAGUACCAAUUAUUGAUUCUUUGAAACCGAGWAAGUCAUGCUCCAUUCUAGAAAUUUCUUGGUCCUCGUGUGGAAAUAAUCUUUCUUCGCAAGUACGACUGCUGUACUCGCUUUUAUUAGCUUAUCUAUUUUGGUWAUCACUGUCAAAGCGAAGGAAAAUCAGUCAUGUCAUUCCUCGGUCCUGGUGAAUACGUGUGGUUGGGCGGUACUGCGAACUUUGACGUUCCCAUUGGAGCAUGCGUGGAAGCUGUUGAUGGAGCUGUAGUGGUCCUACGAGAUGACAAGGGUCAGAAAGUGGAGCUUGAAAGAUCAGAAGCUGAGCGUCUUUCCCGUAUGCAUCCUGGGAGUAUCAAUGAUGUAGAGGACAUGAUUCAACUUGGUGAUCUCACUGAGGCAGGGAUUCUUAGAAACCUUUUAAUACGAUAUCAAGCUGCCAAAAUCUAUACAUACAUAGGUACRGUUCUCGUCGCUGUCAAUCCAUACAAGUUCUUUCCUGUCUACGAUGCGACAUAUAUCAACGAAUAUCGAGAGAAGGAUCUAAGUAAACUACCACCGCACAUCUUUGCUACAGCAGAACAAGCCUACAGUCUUAUGAAGAGAGAAGAACACAACCAGUGUAUCAUUAUCAGCGGAGAGAGUGGUGCAGGCAAGACAGARUCGACCAAGUUUAUCCUUCAAUACCUGGCUGCGGUCAGCGGGCARCAUUCGAAGAUAGAACAGCAAAUUCUUGACGCGAACCCCAUACUUGAAGCUUUUGGUAACGCCAAGACACUGCGUAAUGACAACUCUAGUCGGUUUGGUAAAUACAUYGAUGUUCACUUCAACAAAGCCGCCAUCAUCGAAGGAGCUAAGAUUGAGCAGUAUCUCUUGGAAAAGUCACGUAUUGUAAACCAAAUGCCAGAUGAACGWAACUACCAUAUAUUCUACCGUAUGCUGGCUGGUAUGACUCCGCAAGARCUAAAAUCCCUCCACUUAACAACCGCAGAGGAUUACCACUACUUAUCACAAGGGAACUGUUUCACGUGCCCAUCCAUGGACGAUGCACGUGAAUUUCACGUGAUCAGACAAGCGAUGCAGGUCCUGUCAUUUACMACUAAAGAAACAUGGCGUUUGUUCAAGAUUAUGGCCUCGAUUCUUCACUUAGGGAACAUAAGCUUUCGUGGAACAGUGCAAGACAAUAUGGAAGCUAGUGAAGUAAUGGAUCCUCGGUCUCUGAAGUACGCCGCUGAACUACUCGAGGUUCCGCCUAGCAGCAUGGAGAAGGCGUUUACCAUGAAGUCGACGUACGCGUCGGGUGAAGUGAUAUACAGCACUGUCAGCGAAACUAAAGCUACAGACGUACGAGAUGCGUUUGUCAAAGGAAUCUAUGGAAAAUUAUUCAUUUGGAUUGUCAAAAAAAUAAAUGCUGUCAUCUUUAAACCUAUGAAUGAAAAUGGCUUCCGUACCUCUAUUGGUGUGCUGGAUAUAUUUGGAUUUGAAGUGUUUGAAGUUAACAGCUUUGAACAGCUCUGCAUCAACUAUGCCAACGAGAAUUUGCAACAAUUCUUCGUAGCACAAAUCUUCAAGAUGGAACAAGAAGAAUACAGCCGCGAGGGAAUAGAYUGGAGCCACGUGACUUUUAAGGACAAUCAAGAGGUGUUGGAUAUGUUGGCUGUCAAACCUAUGAAUUUUAUAGCAAUUAUGGACGAGGAAAGCAGAUUCCCGCAGGGUUCGGAUGACUCAUUUCUUCACAAGAUAAACACAAAUCAUGGCGAAAAUSCAUCCUUCGUCAAAUCAAGCUCUCUGGAACGAACCAAGUUUGGCGUCGUUCACUUUGCAGGGAYAGUGUACUAUGAAUCAGAAGGAAUCCUGGAUAAAAAUCGUGAUACUUUCAGUGGGGACCUCAUCGAUUUGAUAGCACAAAGUGACUCUAAUUUUCUCCUUGAUAUGUUUAGCAGCGAAAGGUCAAUGGGUACAGAAACAAGAAAGAGGUCCCCAACGCUGAGCUUACAAUUCAGRCGUUCUUUGAAUGUACUGAUGAAGACCUUGUCAAGUUGUCAUUCUUCUUUUGUCCGUUGUAUAAAACCAAACAAUAACAAACAGGCUAUGGUAUUCGACAGGCAUUUAUGCUGGGAACAGCUSAAGUACUCUGGCAUGUUGGAAACUGUGAGGGUUCGCAAGGCUGGUUAUUCUAUGCGUCACACGUUUGAAGAAUUUGUCACACGUUAUCAUAUGUUGUUGCAUGACGGUCACAUAAAGUCRCACAGUCCGCGAGAGCUCACAGAGGUGAUUGCUAAAACAUUGCUUGGUUCAUCUGGUUGGGUCAUGGGCACAAAGAGAAUCUUUAUGAAGGAAUCACAAGACAAUAUUCUGGAAAAGGCUCGUAUCAGACUAUUGACUUCAAAAGUGGUGUUUCUUCAGCGAGCUAUCAAAAGAUACAUUCAACGUAAGMGAGCACGAAGAAUACGAAAUAGUGCUACGGCAAUUCAGAAAACAUGGAGAGGAUACAGAGAAAGGAUGGCAUAUAACAAGAUGAAGCGAGGCUUUUGUCGACUGCAAGCUGUGAUUCGUUCUCGAGUGGCGGUGAAACGUUACCAAAAUCUGAAACUCAUGAAGAUUGAACAGGAAAGACGGAAARAGGAAGAGCAAAAGCAAAGAGAGGAAGAAMAGAAGAGGAAAGAAGAAGAUGAAAGGCGCAGAGAGGAACAAGAAAGAUGGCAGAAACAACAAGAAAUAAAACGACAAGAGAGAGAAAGGAAACGAAGACAGGAACUAGAGAGAAAAGCAAGAGAAGCGGAAGCCGAAAGAAGAAAACAAGCACUUCAAAAUAUGAGCCAAAAUGAAGGAAAAGCCCUAAAAGGGCAAUCUAAGGUCGGAAUAAAAACAUCCCAGAGUUCAUUUGGUUCUCAAGGAAUUCAAGGAAUGGCCACGCAGCCACCCCUCUUUGGUGACGUCACUAAACCACAUGGAUCACUGACUGCUCCACCUACACUGGGAUCAACACUCUCCGACCUGACGUCCUUGAUACGACCAAGCUCAAUGCAAAGUGAUGCAACAGCUUUUGCCGUAUCUUUGCUUGCUUUUGGUGUUGCAAUUGGAACAGCGUAUGGUCCUCAAGCAGAACAGUCGACACUAACAACGACACCACGAGCGUCAUCUACGAAUCGUACACCAACAAAAAAAAGUAGCACAGGUGGAAACUUCGUGUCGCCUCUACGAACAACACCACGAGGUCCACAGGCUUCAAAUCGUAAUGGGAGCACAUGAUGAUAUUCGACCAUGUUUAGCUUAUGACUAAAUAAUGAAUUUAAAAAUGAUCACUUAAAUAUUUUUUAUAAUGAUCACCUAUUUUUGAAACACGUUAUAUUCCCUUUGCCAAGGUCAGGUUUGUAUGUCCAUAUUUAGAAAGGACUAAUUCUUAAAGUUUCAGUAUAGCCUCGAACCAAGAGAAAAUGAGCUAAGUUAGCUCAUUUUCUCUUGCACGAACCUAUGUGAAAAUGGAUUGUUUCUUCGAUUGUUUUCUAUCCCAGGAACGAGGUUAUUCCGCCUGAAUUGAAAUUAUAAGAAUAGUCAAUAAGUACUCAAGUCAUUUUGAGAAAGACUAUCAGACGUGAUACAGUUGGAAAAGGACUCGARUUUGAGUGUUUUUCUUUUAUAAUUCCUUUUAAUGAAUUCUUUUCCCACAACAUCCCUAAUUUUGUGUUGUUAUAAUGGUGAGGUUUUGCAAGUAAAUGUAAUUGGUCUUCGUGGCUAUGACCUCGCAAGACUGAAAAUCAAGCCACUUUGGAAAUCUAUUUGUCUUCUUUCAAAUAGCGAGUUUGUAAUUAUUAUUUUAUUAUUWUUAAUGUAUUGAUAAGUUUAAUUAACGGCUGUACCAUCACGUGCUCCUGAAAAUAUUUCAAUUUCAUACGCAAUGGUUUACGCUCGAUAAAUACACGGAAGGUUAGCUUAUUAAAGCUUAUGAACUGGGGAAUAAAAUCAAUAAAAUGGUAUUUAUUAAUUGGA